GGAAACGAACCAGGGAACAAAAUCGGGAAGAACAGAACAGAAGAAGAAGAAGAUCAGAGUUUGCAGGAGGAAGAAGAAAAUUGCAGAGAGAAUUGAGAGGAAGAAAUAACAAUUGUAUAACAUAAUCCCCAUUACAAUCUCUAUUUCGUAUUUAUACUAAGAAGGGAAAUAUCUAAUAACAACUCAGCAACAAACUUAACAGUUCAAGGAGUGAAACGGCGCCAUUUUGAUUAUUACCGCUUCUACUGAUUCUAAUCUUCUUCCGCCUCUUGUUUUUUCUUCCGUUUCCUCGGGGUGUUACAGCCGAGCUUCAAUUUUUCAUCAUUCUGCAGACGCCGAAGAGAUGAAAAUGUUGAAAUCAUAUCUUGUGAAGGCUGCUUUUAGAAACCAUGGCUAUAAUCUUUUCCAGUUUAUUCCACAGAGGGGGGUGCACAACAGAAACAAGGAGGCAGCGGAGUUCAUAGCAAAAGGGUGGAAUGCUCUGAAGGAAGUUGAUAGAGUGAUGGAUUAUUGUGAGCUAAGGGACAAACGGCUCUUUCCUCUCCUAAGUGAUGCAAAGGAGAAAUUUGAAUUGGCUUUGGAGGCAGACAACUCGAAUACCCAAGCCAGAUAUUGGCUGUCAAAAGUGCAUCUCAAGUACUAUACCCCUGGUGCUUGUAAAGCCAUCGGUGUUGCUUUGUUAGUUGAAGCUGCGGAGAUGGGUGAUCCAGAUGCUCAGUAUGAAUUAGGUCGCCGUUUGAGAGUUGAGAACGAUUAUGUUCAAUCAGAUCAGCAAGCAUUUUACUAUAUAGAGAAGGCAGCUGAUCAGUUGCAUUCAGGUGCACUAUACCUUCUAGGUGCUGUAUUUCUGACUGGGGAUUGUGUAAAGAAAGACGUUGAUUCAGCAAUAUGGUGUUUCCAUAGAGCGUCACAAAAGGGUCAUCCUGGAGCUGCUAUAGCAUACGGAUCCCUUCUUCUUCAAGGGGCCAAAGUUCCAGAAGCAGUAACGAAAUUUCAUACAAAAAGGCCUUCGAAGAGAGUGUUAAGAAAGUACGUGGAAGAGGACGAGCUUAACCCGGUUGAACUGGCUAGGGAGCAGUUUGAAAUGGCUGUAGGAGCAGGAUGUGAUCUUGGAUUGACAUGGUUGAAAAGGCUGGAGGAAGAAGAGAAGCGUCUGCUGUCCUCAUAGUUGAGAGAACAACAUAAACGGACUCUUGAUAUCAAGAGUUAGCUGCCAUAUUCAGCUUCAAAGGAUGCAUCAAAAUAUCAAAUGAUGAAUUCAAUGCCAUUAAUAAUGGAUAUCUACUUGUUUUGAAUGUGUAUCUUGAUUAAGUUAUACCUCGAUUUAUGUAGUGAACUCGAGUUUGCACAAACCACUAGAAUGCAUUUGGACAUCGAUAGGGACGUUAAAAGCCUGCAAUCAAUCCAAUUAGUUAGUCCUUCCUGUAAUGUGAUUUAGUUUUUAUUUUACGUUUAAUGGUUACAUAUAUGGGCAUGGAAAUACCAAAAGUCAA
Molecule: messenger RNA, 1493 nt
Organism: Ipomoea triloba (trilobed morning glory)
Lineage: Eukaryota; Viridiplantae; Streptophyta; Magnoliopsida; Solanales; Convolvulaceae
Exons: 9
Coding region: 344-1168 (274 amino acids)
Molecular function (GO): protein binding
Source: RefSeq, a predicted model, not a curated record